Messenger RNA from Contarinia nasturtii (swede midge), 1591 nucleotides. RefSeq names its product golgin-45. Gene Ontology annotation, biological process: Golgi organization; Golgi to plasma membrane protein transport. Gene Ontology annotation, cellular component: Golgi membrane. The transcript is spliced from 4 exons. The record is from RefSeq and is a predicted model, not a curated record. The coding region runs from base 164 to 1390 and encodes 408 amino acids. Lineage: Eukaryota; Metazoa; Arthropoda; Insecta; Diptera; Cecidomyiidae.
ACUUGCUACGUGACAUUUAAAGCGAAAGGCAGUGUUUUCAUCUUUUUUCUCAAUUAAUCUAGUUUAUUUUCUUACAUAUAUCGUAUUUUGGCAAGUGUAUGAGAUCAAGGCUAGGUUUUCUUUUGUUUAAAUUUCUCACCAUUUUAAGAAAUCAAUUGAAAUAAUGGAUGCAAGUGAUUUUGCGAGUGGUCGUACUAGUGGUGAUGGUAUGGAAUUUGUGGAUACGGUUCAAGCGGAUCGAACUACUGUGAAAGUUCCAUUGACAUCACCAAAUACUCGUACGAAUACGCUGAAAACAACUGAUGAAUCGACAAGCCGAAUUCCGGGUGCAACGACAAUUUAUCGGUUUGACGAUAAUCAAAGCAAUUCAGUUAAAUUGCCUGCAAAAGUUCCACAAGGAAAAUUAUUUCACUUAGUGCCUCAUUUAGUUAGUACGAAAAAAACAUGUUCACUUAAAAACAAAGCACCACGAUUUGUGCCAUUUGAACCGUACAAAGCAGCUGUAAAUCCAAUGGUACCCGAAAUGUUGUCAAAGCGACAGCGAUCAAAUAAGAAAAAUAAUUUGGAUUUAAACACUUUGGUGUGUCAUGUGGCGAAUAUAAAAACCAGCGAAUUUAAUAAUAUGAAUUUUGAAAGUGAUGAAGCAAAAGAAGCGGCAGCCACAAAGCAAAAAAUGUAUGAAAAACAAAUUGGCGAGAUGAAAAAGGAGCGUGAUUCAUUUGAAAGUCAGCUAAAGUUUCAGGUUCAGGUGAAUUCUGAAUUGAAAAAUUUAUUGGUCGCUGCAGUUGGCGAAGAUUUGCAAACCCGUGUCAAUGUUUUAACAGAAGAUAAAUUGCAAUUGGCCAGAGCACUGUUGAAUUCAGCACACAACAUUACAACACAUACCGAGCAAAUCGAGUAUUUGGCCAAUCAGAGCGAAGUAUGGCGUAGCAAAUUUUUAGCAAGCAGUUUAAUGGUGGAAGAACUGGCACGAUGGAAAGCGAGUUUAAUGCAAAAGAAUAAAUUGCUGCUCGAUUCGAAUAAGCAAAUGCUAGAAACAACUUCUCAACUUCGAGGCAUGCAAGCGAGCAUUUUACGAAAUUUGAAAUUCUUGGCCCAAUUAAAGUCAAUGAAUCUUCCGUCAUCGAAUGUAACCGACCUUACAUUGGAAUGUCUUAACAUUUCUGAGCAACUUGUUUUGCAUUCUGGCAUUGGCAUGCCGGAAAGUUUGGAUUUGACACAUUUGGAUACGACAACCGAAUCCGAAAAGUUGGCAAUUGAUGCUAUUCAGGCAUCAAAUCAGACUCUGGUAUCAUCGGACGCGGCACACAAGGCCGUUGUUCAUCAAGCCUUUCCACCAACUAGAAUGAGCGUGGAAACACAAACAUCAGCGAACGAUAUCAAUGAGUGAUUAAUUAACAAAUAAAAUGUAAUUGGAUUUCUUCAAACAAAAUGAAGCCCAAAAGCAAAUAUUUAAUUUAGAUAAUGUUUUAUGAAAUUCUCAAAUGAGUGCUAUUGUAAAUACUAUUAAAAUCAAGAUUAAAAUUGUUUCAAUAUGAUCGACAAAGUGAAUACACCAAUAAUAAAAGUUAUUUUCAACAAAUAAAAUUUA